AUGUCAGCAUCUCAAUUGCCUGGUGGUGAAUGCGCAAGCAUUCUUGAUAGUAGCGUCAACAAGAAGAACACAGCCAAAUCCACAUGUCUGAAUGGGUUAAUCUUGGCUCCUCUUGUGGAACAGUACCUGUUCCACAAUUCUCAGCUACCGCAACCCCAUGUGCUUGUCUUGGAGUUCAACAUUUUGAACCUGAAAGAUGAUCUGGGAAAUCCACUACAAACAUCCUCUCUAGACAACUUAAGGAUAAUGGCAACAUCCCAAGAGCAUGGCUCAGCGCUGAGAGAAGCCAUUGAACACCUUUUCCAAUACACCUUAUGGCCUGCCAAAGGUAUGAGAGGUGCGAAGCACAACCGUGACGCCCUUGCUAAAACUUUAAGCCAAGCUGCCAAUCUUGUGUUCAUCACAUCGGGUAAAAGUUGCAUCAUCAAACAGAUUGGAGACCAGCUUACGCAAGUAAAACGUAAAGUCAUGGGCAAAACAGGAAAGAACACAAAGAAGUCACCACAAUCACAUAGCCAGCAUCCCUUAACCUUCCUUACCAACGCCCCACCAACCCACAAUCAAGCCUUCACACCUGAUCCAGCUGUCAACUACCUUAAACCCUCACCUCCUUGCAACCAAUUGAACUUCAAUGAAAUAUCCGGAGACGAUCUUGUAGGUUUUGGCACACUUGUAUCUGAUCAUUUCUUUGCCCCUCAAGACCGCAUACCUACUGGAUCCAUGGAUGCCACAUUAGGUGAAAUCUUCUACAGCUUUAAACGGUCUGUUUGA
Molecule: messenger RNA, 771 nt
Organism: Cylindrotheca closterium
Lineage: Eukaryota; Bacillariophyta; Bacillariophyceae; Bacillariales; Bacillariaceae
Source: the annotation of a GenBank genome assembly